GUUCUAGAAUAUAAAAAUUGGAUAUAUAGUAAAAUUGCUUAACCAAACCUAGGAUGUGGCGACUUGUUUCUCUUGGAAUCCCUGACACAUUCUGGGACGAACUGUCUGUCAUCUGAGAUCCCCUCCUUGCCACAAGCCCAAGCUGUGUGGAGCACUAAUUAGCCUAUUUAUUGUAUACUUAAUCCAGGGAAAACUUCCUGCCAGUUCCUUCUCCCCACAGUGUCCCUCAGCCGCUUGACAUCCUUAUUCUCUCCACUUGACACCCCAUCCUCUCCUCCUCCCAGCCUGGCCCGCAAAACCACAGGGAUUUAAAGUUUAGUGUUUGAUGUUAUCAUUGCCCAGAGACCGCGGGACACGCAUUCGCAGGGACAACUCGGGGAGGCCACGUGCUGUCCCCCUUAGGGAGUGGGAGAAAUCCCUGCGGCUCCACGUUGUUCCAAUGGCUUGUCCAAGCCUGUUAACCUUGUCUACCAAAAUGACAGCUAGAGCUUUCUGGCUCCUCUGUUUGAUCAUUGGAUCAUCUCCGGAAUCCCCAGUGGCAGAGAGAAAAGCCUCGCCGCCCCAGAGCAGAAACCCCGACCCCAGCAGCGGUCCGAGCGCGGAGGAGACACCGGGGCCACGGCCGCAGUCGGUACCCGAUGCCGCUCCUCCCGCCUGGUCGGACCCGAGGCGCCGGAAGCCUCCGCCACCCGCCGAGAACCGCGCUGGCUUCCGGGAGGCCCCGCGCGCGCCCGCCGGCCCGCCGAGCCCGCGCCUCCCGCAGGCCGAGAACCGCGCGUCUCCGCGCCGGGUGCCCGCGCUGGAGGACACCCCGCAGCGCCCGCGCACCCGGGCCCUGCGCCUCCCAGCCGCGCGCCCCCUUGGGCGCGCCUACGCCGACGCCCCCUCUAACCCGGCUCACCCCAACCGGCCGCGCGCCGCCGCGCCGCCUUCGGGACCGGCGCCGUCGCCUUCGCGAGUUCGCCCGUCUCAGCGGAACACGGAGCCGGGCGCUGAGUCCUGUGUGCACGCCUGCGGGGCGGACCUGGACGAGCGCGAGUCCUACUGCACGAGCGAAUUCGCAGUGAACGGAAUCGUGCAUGAUGUGGACGUGCUUGGCCCAGGGAUCCAGCUGGUGACUCUGCUGGUGGACCGGGACGGGUUGUACAAGAUGAACCGCCUGUACACCACUCCGGACGGGUUUUUCUUCCGAGUCCACAUCUUAGCCGUAGACUCCUCCAGUUGCAAUAAGACAUGUCCAGAAUUUAAACCUGGCAGCAGGUAUAUUGUGAUGGGCCACAUCUACCAUAAGAGACGGCAGCUCCCUGCAGCUCUGCUCCAGAUCCUCAGAGGGCGCCUCCGGCCAGGAGAUGGGCUGCUUCUAAGCAGCAGCAGCUAUGUGAAAAGGUUUAACCGAAAGAGGGAUGUGCAAGUUCAAAGUGCAGUUCACACCCAGUGCAUUUGAAUUUACCAGCCUGACAUUCCUGGUUCAUGAGACUUGGAAUUGAUCAACAAGCCAGGAAAGGUCUAGCUUCAUGUAAUGGGAUCUUCCUUUAGAAUAGGGCACACUGCUCCUUAUAUGAACUAGUUGCCUACUUCCAACUUCAGCAGCGAAGCUGUCACCUUAUUUACAAAAUGCUUUUUCAAUGAUAUGCUUCCGGGUUCAGGGCAAAGCUGUUCAACCAGUACCAGUUAUGCAUACAUAUCUACUGACCUGUCCCAUUAACAGAUCACUGCUUCAUGCUGGUUAUUUUUAAUUAUUUUAAUUUAAAUACAUUCUCAGUAGAAAGAGUUCACAAAAAAAACAGUUCCUUGAUUUUAUAUACAACUUUGAAUAGUUUGUAUCAUGUAUCAAACCAAAUUUUAUACCUAAACCAUCACAUUUCAAGUUCUGUAUAUAACAGUAAGUGCACUAGUCAGACAUGUAUGAUGGCAGACAGACCAAACAAAUGGGUCGGAGCCGAACACAAGUUAUAAAGUUUUACACUUAAAGAAUACUAACAGGCUUCAUUCAAGCAAAAUAUUAUUCAAACAAGUGUUUCUGAUGUACCAAAGUGUCAGAUAGUUUAUUUUCAUGCCUCCCUGCUCCUAAAAACAUGUUUUGUGUGAACUGGCAGCUGUCCCAAUGCUACACAGAUUCUGGGUGUAUCUGAUGUCAUUUUUUUUUUAAUUAAGACCAAGUAUCACGUUGGUGUUUGUAAAGCAGUAAACCUUGCUCUGAAAUCAGAUCUUGGAUGCACCUGGGUUUUUUUUUUUAGCCUCACCAAGCCCUGAAGGUUUGGGAGAAAGUAUCUCUCAAACCUGUUUCACAAACCCUGGAACCAAUACUCAACGACAGCUUGCAAGCAUGGGAAUUUUAAACUCUCCAGUUGGGUUAAAAAAGGUUUACUCACUCACUGAACUUGGGACUGAUUUUGUACUUGAGUUCACAAAGAUAUUAACACUCUUUUUUACAGAAGACCAAGCUGUACUGCAGUUCAUUUGAAACACUGAAUAGACAUCCAUAACCCAUGGUUGAAGAUGACGGCCUAAAGAUAAAAAGGAACCGCACUAAAGACAGCCUAUUUGGUCUUAAAGUAAAUGGACUCAGUGAGCUCAGGAAGUAUCUUUAGUCUAGUGGCAGUCUUUACUGGAUACGUGGCACUAUAAGACACCAGGGCAGGACACUAGAGACACCUCUUGAGGAAACAGCCUAAGACAGAAUAUCUGAGUGUAAUGGGAGAUACCGUUACCGUAUUUGUCUCAAGAGUCGAGGUCCUGACUAUUAUUCUGGGGUGAAAGCAUUACUAAAGACACUUUGAAGAGAAUUUUCCAAAACUGAGUGUUGCUCAAACCUAUUUAAAAAAUCAUACUAGAAUUGCUUCUUGGGAAUCAACUACACGAUUACACCAACUACUGGCAGUAGAGUAUACAGCGAAGGAAGAGCUUCUGGAUUGUAGUUUUAGGAUAAAAAUUAAACUCAGACAUAAGUAGUAGCAGUCACAAAAGUCAAAGCCGAAUUUUUAAAUGUCACCAGGCCACAUGGUGAUCUUGAGAAACACAGUGGGGAAAAGGACAGAAUGGCCAAAGAGAUCAAUCAUUGGUCGGAUGGUCAGGUGUUAGAACAUAGUUACAAACAGGUCUGGUUGAGAAGAGGAGAAAACAUCACUUGUACAUAGCCCACAAGUCAGAGUUUGAUUAGACUGACCUGGAACACCCGUUUCUGAGUAGUUUGGGAAACACACAAAAUCUGCUGGAAUGGUGUGAUCUCCGUGAUGCCGAAAGGCCAGUUAGCAUGUACAGCUGGGCAAACACUAGCAGAUCAGCUUUUUAGAAACUUCCUCUUAAAAUUAAGGCCAUUGUGUAAGACCAGGUUUGCAAUGAGAGGUGAGGCUCAAAUGGGUUAGAGCAAUGGCGGACGUGAGGAUAGGCCCAGGAACAGUGAAAAGACUGGGAUUCUCCUUAGCAGUCGAGGUGAGAAAGAAUCUCCUUUUCAAUAUUCAGUCAGUGCUUUGGAUAAAUCUUUAAUUUUAUGGAAAACCUCAAUUAGAUUCAAUUAGCAAGUUCCUAACCCUUUUAUCUUAUUGGUAAGAUUUUUUCUUACGCAUGUGGAUUUGUGCUCCCAGGACUAAGAAAGGACUGCGUGCACACGUAAUAGUUCCUCAUCAAUGAAAUACUCCAGUGCCUUCAAGAGUAACUCAUUAGCAUCCCUCUGAAUUAAGCUGCUAGUAUUCAAGGACAAAAAGUACUUUUUAUUUUGGCAGUAUCUUUUAUAUCUAUAUGCACAUUUUUUAGGGAGUACUAGCUUUUUACUGUCAAAAAAUCACUCAGCACCAUUUAUAUUUCUCUUAAAAUCAUUAAGGUUUAUCAAACAUGUACAUGCAACAGACCCGACACCUAUAAUGCACAACUUCAACUUCAGGAACAGGACUCUAUCAUUUAAAAAAAUACAGCCUAUUUCUUCAGUUGCAUUUGGUCCUAAUUGCAUCACAUCAGGUAUGAUCUUUUUUGGUCUCUGACUCUAAGUAUCUAGAAGGAUCUCAGAAUAUUUCAAAUUAUUAAAAAUACUCUUCACAGGGUCUGUCCAAGUACUUGUAAGACAUCACUUUGCCCCGAUAUGCCCCCCAGUCUCAUUUGAAGGACUACAAAUGUGGGACUUCAAGGGAACAGCCUCAGUUACCAAAGGGAGAGUUCUGCCGUGGUCACGGAGCUCUUGUCUAGCUCAGUCUGUAAGUGUGCAGACUGACAAGGCCGGGCUGACUCAUUACUAUCAGAUACACAGAAAGAUGCAGGGAACCUGCCUAACAGAAAGGAACAGGGAAAGAACUUUUACUUGCAGAUUCUGGGAAGGUGGAUUACAAACAACAAAUGUCUGUGUCUCUAGGAAACACUCCCGACUACUUGAAAUAUAAAAAGGUAGUUGUUUCACUUUAAAAAAUAUCUCUGAAAGUUCACAACUUUUUAAAAUCUACCUACUGUAGGACAUUAACUAAAAUCAAAUCCCACAGAUUGGGAUAGGAAAAAAGCCUUACCAAUAUUAUGAAAAUACUUUUUAUGAAAUAGCUUCAAUUGUGAAUUUGGCAGAUGAAACAUAACAAGCAUUGAAAAUGCCUUCAGACAAGGAAAUCUAUUGAUGUAAAUUUAAAUACAUUUUCAAGCCCAACAACUGGGUAGAAAAACCCUAACAGUAUCACAAAUGUACAUUCCGCUACUUGGAUUAUUGAAAGCCAAAGAGCUGUCAUAUGUGUAUCUCACUGAAUAGCAGAAGUUUGUCAAAGAAUACUCAUAAGAAAGCUGCUUUUGAAACUCUGUAUGGGUUAUAAGAAAUGUUUUUCAAAAAUUACCUUUGGAAGACUAAAGCUCUAUAGUUGAUAAAACUAUAAAAUGUUUAUGUAUUUAUAUGGUGGUAGAAAUUGCAAAAGGCUUUAUAAUAUUAAAUAUGCUAUGAAAUUAACAUCUUCCUGGUCAGAGGAGUCCCAUAAAAUCUACCUUUUUUGUACAAUUUGGCAAUGCCAACAGCUACAGAAAAUAUAUCAACCAACCAACCACUGUUUCAUUAGAAACUGCACCAAAUCCAAUGUCAAAAACAUUACUUUAUUUUUCUAGGAUGAAAUGUCCUUUUACGUACAAAAAGAAUUGCUGUUUAGAAUUUGCCACAAUCUGUUAGAAACAUAGCAAUCUAUUGCCUACAGGUAGGAAAGUUCUUGCCGCAACGAGUUUUAAAUGAUCAAGUCCAUAUAUAUCUGUAUCUAUGAAUAAAUAGCACAGAAAUAUUGUGAUGUGAUGAGAUGCAGAAUAACUUUAUAAUUCAUUAAAAUGUAGGGUUCUGGCAUUGGCACAGUGCAUACAAUAUGAAACAUUUUCAAAAGUAAAAGGACAAAAUAACCUAUAUUUUGGUUACCUUCAUGUUAAUAUUUUAAGCAAAAACGGUUUCCACACCGAGCAUUUAGUCUCUUUAAGCUUGUAAGCAAAGGUUUAAGUGACAUGUUUAUGUACAAAAAGGAAUGGGCUUCAUCAGAUAAAAUUAACCCAGAAGAACCUGUACACCUGAGCCUGUAAUAAGAAAGAACUGGGAACUGUAGCAACAUCUUUCUUUUAAGAAACUACGGUCUGGGAAAGGUUCUGCAUAACAGGAUGAUAUUAAACAGAAGGAAACUUUUUAAAAACAUUAAUUUCAGAAUUUGCUGGGACAAAGCUAACAUGAAUUAGUGCAAAAUCUAGUAAAAUUUUUGCAAAGCUGCAUAAACCAACCACGAUAGAUCUUCUAGAAGCUAUUAUUACAAUGCCGUAAUACAAGUGUAAUGUCAGAACACUGAAAGGAAAAACAUGCAAACAUCCCUCCUCUGUUGUUUCCAUUUCUCCCCCUACUGCUUGUGUGUGUGUGUGUGUGUGUGUGUGAUGGGGGGUGGGAAGAACCAAACAACAAAACUUAACCAGCAAAAAAUACAAAGAUGAUGUUACCUAAAAAAAUGCCCCCCACAAGAUACAAGUGGCUGUCUGUGGUUGCCUGGCAUCACACAGUGCACCAAAGAAGGCAAUGUGCGCCAUCACACCCGUCAUACCCCCUUUCCUGUCGGUGCGCUCGGUGAUGCAGCCGGACUUGACGACAGGGGGCUGGGAAUGACGAAAUGCAGGGCCCCUGCUACCCUGGACACACCCAGGGGCAGUAGACGCGUCUGCCUUUCAUGGACCUCGCAGCCCUCCCUUUCCCCUCAAAGGCUUAUAGGUAAUCAUUAGCGCACAUUCAAAGACACCAUCUGUGGGAGAAAAGUGAUCUCCAUUUAUUUUUGUUUCAUAUACAUCCAUAGUUGAAUUUUAAUACAAAAAGAAAAAAUUAGAAUCUGACAAAUGUUUACAAACAAGAUACCUUCAAAUAGAUUUUACUCAUUUUUAGCCUGGUGCAGAGUAAAUGACAAAUUAUACUGUUAUAUUCAAGGCAACAGAGUCUGUAGUCCAGGACUGCCUAGCCCAACCUUUCUGCAAGCUUCACUUUUAUCUACCAUGAAUGAGAAACUCAUUGUUGAUUCCCAGGUGUGUGUGUGCACAUGUGUACAUAGCAGCUCCUUUCAUAGAAAGAAAAGACAUCUAGAGGUCGUCGUGUACUUUUAUCUAUAGGAAUCAUGAUAAGAUACAGAAUGGAUUACAUGUAACUGGGGCUGGAUUUUAUAAGAAAAAAUAAUUAGCUGACAAAUGA
Messenger RNA from Phyllostomus discolor (pale spear-nosed bat), 6652 nucleotides. It is a transcript of the gene C8H17orf58, whose product is annotated as chromosome 8 C17orf58 homolog. The record is from RefSeq and is a predicted model, not a curated record. The coding region runs from base 326 to 1444 and encodes 372 amino acids. The transcript is spliced from 5 exons. NCBI's taxonomy places the organism in Eukaryota, Metazoa, Chordata, Mammalia, Chiroptera, Phyllostomidae. Gene Ontology annotation, molecular function: protein binding.